Alternaria burnsii is the source of this 1203-nucleotide messenger RNA. RefSeq lists its product as uncharacterized. The coding region runs from base 1 to 1203 and encodes 400 amino acids. The transcript has a single exon. The record is from RefSeq and is a predicted model, not a curated record. NCBI's taxonomy places the organism in Eukaryota, Fungi, Ascomycota, Dothideomycetes, Pleosporales, Pleosporaceae.
AUGAGACUUCCCGUAGAACUUGCGCUCCUUAUCGUGCCCUUCCUCCAGCUCAUCACUGCGCUUCCUGUCGAACGCAGAAGCACACCUUUCCGCUCUUUCCGCGGCCUCACGCCCCUUGUCAACUCCUUUUCCAAUGGGCAUACGUACGCGCACGCGCCGACCAAAUACUUUUACGAAUCCACCUUCAACAGUCAUUAUGACGGCCGAUUCGCUUCUUCUGAGGUUCCCUUCCAAGAACGAAUAUGGCACCUCAGGCUUAUGUUGAGAGCGUAUACAGAAACGAUGGAAAGGAUUGGGGUACAAACUUGGAUCAUGCACGGGGUAUUGCUAGGCUGGUGGUGGGGCGGAGGCCUGAUGCCAUGGGACAAGGAUUUGGAUUUCAUUGUAGAAGAGGAAGGAGCUGCAGAACUAGGGACAUGGUGGAACAUGACAGUCCAUCAUUUCGAUGCUCGGGACCUAGGGCUCGAGAUUGCACUAGACAAUGCAGACAAUCAGGUCAAGCAAGGAAAUGAAUUGGUCGACUUGAAACAGCACCACGAAGACGAAGAUACCCGCUCAAAACGUCUCGCAUGGGAAGAAGAGAUCAAAACAACCGGCAAAAAAUACCUGAUUGAGGUAAACCCAAAUUACACCAACAAAUCGACAACAGAUAUCUACAACCAUAUCGACAUCCGCUGGAUCGAUGUUUCCACUGGUCUCUACAUCGACAUUACGACCAUCCACGUCGGAGAAAAAAGGGAACUCGCUGAUUCCCCCUACUCCAGCACGCACCCCUCAGCCCACGAAGCCGAUCCCGAUGCCUUCGAUACCGAAACCCAACUCUACGUCAAAGACACACACGCUUACCUCUCCACGCAGCUCUUCCCCCUCCGACAAUCUACAUUUGAAGGCGUGAAGGUCAAAGUACCAUAUGCGUACGAAGAAGUGCUGAUGGAGGAAUAUGGGUCAGAUGCCCUGACUGAGGACUGGUAUAAUGGGUACCAGUUUGACAAGGAGAGUAAGCAGUGGAAGAAGCAGCAUGAGCCGAGUGAGGAACAAAAAGAGUAUUUUAUGGAGAAAAAUGGGAAGGAUGUAGGGAGAUUGAGUAGUACAGGGAGGAUUGGACAUGGAUGGAGAGGGCAAGGUGCGCUUGAAGGGGCUUUGAAGGAAGAGGGGGCGCAGGUGGGUGUUGAAGAUCUAGAGGCAGGGAGAUGGACGGAGUAG